Helicoverpa armigera (cotton bollworm) is the source of this 3096-nucleotide messenger RNA. RefSeq lists its product as uncharacterized. NCBI's taxonomy places the organism in Eukaryota, Metazoa, Arthropoda, Insecta, Lepidoptera, Noctuidae. The transcript has 5 exons. Gene Ontology annotation, cellular component: nucleus. The coding region runs from base 181 to 3006 and encodes 941 amino acids. The record is from RefSeq and is a predicted model, not a curated record. Gene Ontology annotation, biological process: DNA damage response; cell population proliferation; positive regulation of protein phosphorylation.
GUGUCACUUUUCUGUCAAUUUAAUUCAAGGUGAUGUUUGUUGUAUUUGAGUCAGGCGGAGUCAGGUUAAUGGUUAUGUUAUUAUAGCUGACCAUUUGUCGAGAUUUCCAAGUGCCUGACGAAAAGUUCUGCACUGUAAAGUGUUUUUCUUGAUGUUAACUGCAGUGAAACAACGGGAAAAAUGUUGUGCCUUAAGUUACAAAAUAAGAUGAAGUUGUUGUUCGACAGACUUACGGAGCCGAACUAUGUUCUCGAUAACUAUUACGCUGAUUCGCUUAUCACCAAACUAUCGAACUGCGCCGAUCCUGAGGUAGUACAUCUAAAUAAAGCACCUUUGAUAUCUGAUCUGAUUAGUGAAGCAUUGGACCACACUGACAAUGCACACAACUCCGUCAAAGUGUUCAUCACGAAGGUACUCGCUAUGGUGGUGCAGAAAGAGUUAAAUUUUGCUAAAAUAUUUGCCAAACAAGGAGACAGAUUGCGGGCAGGGUUUAAAAAAAUCUGUGAACCAAAUGUAAACCCAAGCAUACGUGUAGCUUACAUAGAAGUCGCCUUAUCUAUCGUCUCACACAGUUCAGGAGUAGCUUGGCUUAUAGAAACAGGUGUAUGGAAAGAAAUACUUAGCUUAUGCUACGAGAGAACAACAGUAUUUGUUGUGCGGCAAAUAUAUAAAUUCAUGGCAGACUUUCUUUGGAAACUUAAUGAUCUGGAAGACGACGCUAAUAUCAGAAUAAUUAUCAACCAAUUACUAGAACCAAUCAGUAGAUACGAUUUUAUUAAUGUACAGAGUCUAAACAGUCAAGAAGAGGAAGAAAUAUGCGCUGCCAUAGAACCUACUGUUCAAACACUUCUAGCAGUGGUAGGGAAAGAAGGUCGCAUUGAGAAUGCAACUAUGCUUAUGAACAUGCUUAUCAAGGAAUACAAAAUCAAUUCGUAUUUAUACAUAGCAAGCGAGCGGAUCCGCACGGAUGACAUGUUAUUGGCAAUUUUGAAAUUAAUAUUUUGGCUUACAAUUGCAAAAGUUUUCGUUGCAAAACCUAUGUUGCCUGGAGUACUUUACAGUAAUGAAGAUUUUCUAGAAGUAGCAGCUUUCAAUUUUAACGUUAUUCAAGCAUUCAUUCAACGUCGCAGCGCCACGUUGGUCCUAGAUUUUUGUUCUUCUUGUAAUAUAAUAUGGAACUCGAUGUUCAAAGAUAAAGAGGCUACUAUGUGGGAAGAACAAACAGAUCAGACAAGAAUAAAAAUGAGGAACCAAAUGUUGUUUGUGUUUUUAGUACCAGUAUUGGUUUUCGUUACGUACGGCAAGCCGCAAUCGGUGCUGACUGAUAUAAAUAUUCACGAUUAUAUAUAUAAACUGCUGAAUCUUUCCUGUGAAUAUACAGCAAAAGCCGCAUUUGCGAUGAGGGAUUUGACAGGAGAACUAGACACGUUGUCAGUUAUUUUACAAUGUGUUAAAAAACUCAUUCAUCUGAAGGAACAUCUGAACGAAGAGCAGGCUAAUCUGGCUUUUCAAGCCCUGUUUUACGUUUUGUACGAGUACAAUCCGAUAGACGAAUAUGGAGAUCCCAAAUUGGAUGAGAAUUUCGAAGAUGGCGAAGAGAAAAACCUUGUGAUGACGUACGUUAUGGAUAACGUUCUGUCUUUGGUGGCAAACCGUAACAUUCACUGGCAAGAGAGUUGCGAAAUCCUAUGUUUGUAUAAUGUUGUUUUGACCAACUUGGACAGACCUAAUCUAAGUUGCAAGUUCGUGGUAGUAUCCCUAAAAGUGAUUGCGUUGACAGUUAAGAAGUUCCUGCAGCCAAACUUAACGCUUCUUAUGGAUUCGAAACCGGGCACCGCGCUACACGACCUCGGCAAAAGUAUAUAUUUGAAGAUGCAGGAUCGCCAUUGGGAGGUUCGCGACACGGCGUUGGAAUUAUUACAACUUUGUACUGAAAUAGCAUACAUAAAGUUCCCGUCAUUCCAGAAGCAAAUCUUAGAGAAUAAUCUGAUAAACUUAGCAGCGACGAUAGCCUUCAACGACUAUGAGUCUUACGUACAGGUGUCGGCCCUCAAGUGCAUCGGCGCAGCCAGCAGAAUCAAUGUCAUUUGGGAUCAGCUAAUUGCCGAGUUUCCUGAUAUGCAGGAACGGCUGCUUUAUAUUCUGCGUCAUAACGAAGAGGGAAUUGUGAGGAAAGAAGCUUGCAACGUGCUCUGCGACUUAUACCAGAACAUCAAGAUGACGCCCGCUUUCAAGCAGACGCUAUACGAGCACAUGGUCUCCUCCGCUCUCACCGACUUCCACUGGGAGGUUCAGAUCAGUGCAUUGAAGUUCUGGAAGUGCGUCUACUACUCUCUGCUCUCCGGACAAGGUAUGCUAGAUGGCAACUUUCCACCAGUUACAUUUUCUAGAGAAACUAGAAAGAUCGUCACGUUAAACGAGACAGAAAUACAGAAGAGACUGAUUAAAAUUCUUGAAGAACUUGCUUCCAUUGGAUGUCUUACCGUUUUUGUUACAUUACUUCACGAACAAACAGAAGUAGGUAUAAUGGAUGCGGCGCUAAGUAUCGCGCAGGAAUUAUACGAUAUUCUUAAAAGGCACAAUGUUCCUGACUUUAUAACGCCGAAAGAGGGAGACAUCACUAGCGUAAAUGAACUUUUAGUUCACAUCAAAGAGGAACCCGAAGCCACCGACGAUAGUGUAGAUAUGAUAGAUGGGCAGACCUCUGACAAUGUGAUCGAGGACAUACUCAACGCAGAUGAUGUAAACCUUCUGGCUAAUAUAUACGAAAAGUAUAUGACAUUGCAAGCCACCCAGACACCGCCUCCUCUAAAGCCAAAGGUAAAACUAUUGAGAUUCGCGUCGCCUUAUUUAUUCGUUAAUUACGUUAAGGAUACAGAUUUCAAACAAAUUAUUGAAGAAAAAUCAAAAUGGGACGAUGGCAUCAGGAGCUUAUCUUCGCUCCUCGAUGAUGUUCUUGGCAUAUAUGAAGUUAAUACGGAAGCUAACUCGUUAGAUUGUUACUAGUGUUAAGUACUUUAUAAAUAUUUACAUUAAGUCUAAUAAAAAGGCAAUGUUACAGUUCGUAAGCUUGAGAUUAUAUUUUCUUUAUAAUCA